UAAGCCGCUCCUGCGGCACACCGGGGAAAGUCCACCGGAGCUGGUGCAGGGCGCGGAGACACAUGUCGGAGAUUCUCUCGGACUCGGUGAUCCACGGAGGAUCGGAUGCACGCACCGACUGCUGCUGCCACCUCACAAUCGCAAACACCAACUGGAAUUCGAAUAGAAAAGACGACCUGACCGGUACGACACGCAUCUGCUGAGUGCACAGUGAUGUCUGCUGCCAGUUACAAAUUUCUGUUCCUGUGAGUGAGGCAGUGAAUGCGGACCCAAUCGUUCCUCCAGCUUGGACAAAGAGACCUGAAUUGACUAUCAAGGUCUGCUGUGGAUAAAACAACAUUUCCCAUAAAGGAAAGUGUUUUUGUACAUAUCUCCAGUUGUCAUGGUAAUGUCUCUCAAGUGACCUGGGAGACCUGCAGGUGUACAUCCAAAGUGACCUCUGCUAAAGCCCCUGCACUUGCCAGUCCCAAGAGUGUCAGCUGUCAGUGAAGGUGACACGGGUUGAAAGAAUUCUUAAGUGGAUUCUUUUUCCUCGGCGGUGGUGGCUGCUUUAGGCAUCAGGCUGGGAGUGGCAGCAAGAUGCCUGAACUGGACGAUAUUCCCCCCCUGAGGGGACCUAGAGGCCCUGACAUGGGCCUCCAUGGUCCCGCUGACCCAAUUCAGAUUCAGCACGGGAUCCUUGAAGAACAAGUGGAGCUGUGGUGGUUCAGAGAACCCGGGAAGUCUCUGCUGUGCUACUCCAUCGCUGUAUUCCUAAUCGUGGGCUGUGGGCUCGGGGGUGUCGGCCUCCUUUCCACCACCACCAGCGUCUCAAGCGAAUGGCGGCUUGGUGUGGGCACGGCACUCUGCCUGCUUGCCUUGGGGGUUUUGCUCAAACAGCUGCUCAGUUCAGCAGUGCAGGACAUGAAUUGCAUUCGAAGCCGUCAGCAGAUUGACAUGCUCAAAAGUGGAGGCUUAUCUGAUUUCCUUGUGGUUUUGGUUGCUGGAAUCUCCAUGCUCAUCUGUGGUGGGGUUCUGCUACAUCUGGCCCUGGUGAACCAUAUGCCCAAACCAGGCCAAGCGCUUAAUGAUAUGUACGUCUCUGGUGUGGUGCUGCUGACUGGAGGGGGGGCUGCUGUUCUGGGUGUUGUAAUUUACUCUCUUGUGGUCAUCCUGCUUGAGAGGACACGGCCUGGACGAAGGUUUGUGGACAGGAUGUUGAACAUCUUCACCAUCUCUGGGCACAUGGACAACCGGGCUCGUAGAGAAACUACCUCAAGCCUGGCUAAUCUCAUAUGAGAUUAAACAGCAUGACAUCUGCCUCUUUUGUGUUUUAGCACCUAAUUUCUGUACAUGAAACUGAUUUCCAAUCCUUUCUUGGGACAAAAAGACGUGGAGAUGACACAUCCUUUCCAGGCUGACAUUUUGCUCUAUUUUUUGUCACCAGCGGAAGCCAAACCUGGGCAAAAAGAAUGACAUUUAUCCAGGAAAAAAAAACUGAAAAAAAAGAUAGUAGACUUAGACACAAAGUGUUAUAGUGUAGUUCCAAAGCCACAUAAUGCUGCAUUUAAAUGUUCAACUAAGCACACCUAAAAAUUUUACAUUCAUUCUGGACAAAAAUGCUGAACUCUAGCCCAUGAACUUUUGGCUUGGACACCGUUGUGCAUCACCACCAACUGGAAAACAAGUAAGUCAGUAGGAGAACAAUGUAAAAAAAUCCUGCAAUUGAUGAUUUUACAUACUGAACUGUGUGCUGAGGAUUAAUUUAGAAUUGGACUCACAUCUUUAAAACUACUAAAAUUAUUUUGUGGUAUUAAAAAAAAAAUCUUCAUGAUGGAGUUUAAAUUGACAGCGUGGUCUAGUAGUUGUUGACACAUUUAACUCACAGUUCUGAGGUUUGGGGUUGGAAUCUCGCCUUCAGUCUUACUGUGUCGUAUUGACGUAUUCUCCAUGUGUGGGUUUUCUCUGGAUACUCCGAACUCCUCCCGCAUUCUGAGAGAUAUAUAUUAUAGGUGAGUUGAGGAGUGACUGUAAUUGUCUAUCGUUAUGAUGGAAAGUGGAUGAAUGAUCAAUGGCUGUAUCUGAUGUUUUUGUACUGCAAGCCAUUUAUUGAAAGAAAAAUGAAGUGAGAUAAUUUAUAUUAAAGGGAUAGGCUUUCGUGACCAUCCUUGGUCUGUGUGCCCUAUGAAUGGAAGAAAAAUGAAAAAUCACAUGAGCUUGAGUUUAACAAAAAUAAAUCUUUUUUUAACCUUG
This is a messenger RNA of Syngnathoides biaculeatus (alligator pipefish), 2232 nucleotides long. RefSeq names its product transmembrane protein 125. The coding region runs from base 580 to 1278 and encodes 232 amino acids. The record is from RefSeq and is a predicted model, not a curated record. Lineage: Eukaryota; Metazoa; Chordata; Actinopteri; Syngnathiformes; Syngnathidae. The transcript is spliced from 2 exons.